Penicillium verhagenii is the source of this 2352-nucleotide messenger RNA. Its product is annotated as Ras GTPase activating protein IRA2. The coding region runs from base 1 to 2352 and encodes 783 amino acids. Gene Ontology annotation, molecular function: protein binding; GTPase activator activity. Lineage: Eukaryota; Fungi; Ascomycota; Eurotiomycetes; Eurotiales; Aspergillaceae. Gene Ontology annotation, biological process: regulation of GTPase activity; regulation of actin cytoskeleton organization. The record is from RefSeq and is a predicted model, not a curated record. The transcript is spliced from 3 exons. Gene Ontology annotation, cellular component: cell cortex.
AUGUCAGUUGCGACGAUGUUACAGCCUGCAUCGCGAAUGUCCCGGGCGUCCUCGUCCUCCUCAUCCUCGUUUCAACCCGUCGCACGACAGAACACCAUGUCGUCCCACGAUACUCGGUCGCUCCGCCAAUCCAAGCGGAUGUCAGUCACCGCAUUAUACUUGUCCAUGUCCGCCAAAGACAGGGACUUGGAAAUUUCAGAUGACCUGGCAAAAGCUCAGAAACACUUGCGAGAACUCAAGUCCAAGAUCUCGUCCCAAUCCAAGAAGAACUUCGUUUUAGAAAAGGAUGUACGAUACCUGGACUCCCGGAUUGCCUUGUUAAUUCAGAACCGAAUGGCCCUUGAGGAGCAAAAUGAAGUCGCAAGCCACCUCGACGAUACCGCCGACCCCCAGGAAGGAUUCUUUCCCAAUGACGAGCGAACCCAGAAAUACGGAAACCUUUUGUUCCUGUUGCAGUCCGAACCCCGCCACAUCGCCCACUUAUGUCGACUUGUCUCCAUGGCCGAGAUUGAUUCCCUUUUGCAGACUGUCAUGUUCACAAUUUACGGAAACCAGUAUGAGAGUCGUGAAGAGCACCUUUUGCUCACCAUGUUUCAAUCCGUCCUCACCUACCAAUUCGAUAACACUCCCGAAUACUCCUCUCUCCUGCGCCAAAACACCCCUGUCUCUCGGAUGAUGACCACCUACACACGCCGUGGUCCUGGUCAGAGUUACCUUAAGCAGGUUCUUGCUGACAGAAUCAACUCCUUAAUCGAAUUGUGUGAUGUCGAUUUGGAGAUCAACCCCCUGAAGGUUUACGAGUGCAUGGUGAAACAGAUCGAAGAGGAGACCGGUACCCUGCCAGACUACCUCGCUCGCUCUGUCACUGCUGAGGAUGCUGCCGCGAAUCAACAGGUGCAAGCCAUCAUUGCCCCCCGCCUGAAGAUGUUAGCCGAUAUCGCCAAUGGCUUCCUGACCACCAUCAUUGACGCGGUGGACGAGACUCCGUACGGAAUUCGAUGGAUCUGCAAACAGAUUCGAAGUUUGUCGCGCCGCAAGUACCCUGAUGCGCAAGACCAGACCAUCUGUACCUUGAUCGGUGGUUUCUUCUUCUUGCGCUUCAUCAAUCCCGCCAUCGUGACCCCUCGCUCCUACAUGCUGAUCGACGCCACUCCCACCGACAAGCCUCGACGGACUUUGACCCUUAUCGCGAAGAUGUUGCAGAACUUGGCCAACAAACCCUCAUAUGCCAAGGAACCCUACAUGGCAAACCUGCAGCCUUUUAUUGAGAGAAACAAGGAGCGGGUGAACAAGUUCUUGCUUGAUUUGUGUGAGGUUCAAGAUUUCUACGAGAGUCUUGAAAUGGACAACUACGUUGCUCUCUCUAAGCGUGAUCUCGAGCUUCAAAUUACGCUGAAUGAAAUGUAUGCCACUCAUGCUCUUUUGGAGAAGCACACCUCGGCCCUGGCCCAGGAUCACAACUCGCAUCUUGCUCUCCUGCUUCAGGAACUAGGAGCCGCACCCCCACAGGUUCCUCGCAAAGAGAACCGAACCAUUACAGUGCCCUUGUUCAGUCGGUGGGAAACUGCCUUGGAUGAUCUGACAGCCGCCUUGGACAUUACUCAGGAGGAGGUGUUCUUCAUGGAGGCCAAGGCUACUUUUGUUCAAAUUCUCCGAUCAUUGCCUCCCAAUUCUUCGGUCGCGCGUCGGCCACUGCGGCUAGACCGCAUUGCCGAAGCCGCCGCCACACUUAAGAAUGAUGCGGUUAUGGUACGCAAGGGUAUCCGCACCAUGGAACUGCUGAGUCAGCUCCAAGACAUGGGUGUGAUCGACCGUUCCGAUGAAUUCAGCCUUCUCCGAGAUGAAGUGGAGCAGGAAUUGGUGCACCUUGGUUCGUUGAAGGAGAAGGUGCUUGAUGAAACGCGGAAACUCGAAGAGGUUUUUGCCACGAUCCGCGAUCACAACGCGUAUCUCGUGGGUCAAUUGGAGACUUACAAGUCUUAUCUCCACAAUGUGCGCAGCCAAUCCGAGGGCAAGCAGCGCAAGAAGGAAAAGCACCAGGAACUUGGUCCCUACAAGUUUACCCACCAGCAAUUGGAGAAGGAGGGUGUUAUCCGUCGCAGCAACGUGCCGGAGAACCGUCGGGCGAACAUUUACUUCAUGUUCAAGAGCCCGCUUCCUGGUACCUUUGUCAUCAGCCUACACUACAAGGGCCGUGCCCGUGGGCUACUGGAGCUUGACCUCAAGCUUGAUGAUCUGUUGGAGAUGCAAAAGGACAGCCUGGAAGAUCUUGAUCUGGAGUACGUCCAGUUCAAUGUCAGCAAGGUUCUGACCCUCUUGAACAAGCGAUUUGCACGAAAGAAGGGAUGGUAA